GUUUUGUGAUUAGCUUCCUAACCAUAAAACGCAUAACCCUACUUCUUAUCCGUUCUAAUUCACGCUUUUUCCCUUUUCUCAAUUUUUGAAUUUGACUGUGCAUGUUCAAAAAUGGCAAGACGAGGAAAAUUAAAAUUCAAAGAUGUCGUUAAAAGUCACGAACAUAAAAAUAAAGUAAAUAAGAAACCUAGACACAACUCAAAGAAGUUUGUAAACAAGGUAAAGAAAGAGAAGAGGAAACACACGGGUCCCCAAAUUUCAGAGGACGCACAACCGAAGAAACCAAAACUAGAAGCGCCCGCAGUAGAAGAAGAGUCGGCUGUUUCUUCAGAUGAUGAAUUUACUUUGAGCAACCUUCUGAAAACAUUUCAGAAUGUUGAGAAUAAAAAAAGACAAAUUGCCAUUGAUAGUAGUGAUAGUGAAGAAGAAAAUGAUGAAUUGAGUGAAGAAAAUCCUGAUCAUGAUGAGGAAGCAGGCAGUAUAAGUGACGAUUCAUCUCUAGAAAGCCAAGAUAACCAACAUCUUGAUGCUAUUAAGGAAGACAUAUCUGAACAUAGCACUGAUGGUGAUGAAAGUGAAAAUGAUGCAGAUGAGGAUAAUCCAUCAAUUUCACAAGGUGAAUUAGAUGAUGAUACAGAAAACACUGAAGAUCCUUUUGUAAAACACAUUUCCUAUGAAUUGAAUGAUGAUCUAUUAAAUUCUUUACAAAGUACACCAGUGUAUGUUAGAUGUGAUACAGAAAAUUGGCCACAGUUAGGAAAUAUGGUAGUACAAAUACCUAAAUGUGAAGUGAAAGUGUCUCAAAGCUCAGUGAUAAUCUCAGAAAAUAAAACAUUUGCACCUGAAGGAACAAUUCCAAAACUUGUAUCAAAGUCUGUAAAACCUGAAACUUUAUUUAUAAAAUCCCAGAUUAUAGGAAACUUGUAUAAAGUGAACAAAAACGUCACUGGUAGUGAACAUUUCAAUUCAUUACAAGCAGAGCUGUUUUCAGUGAUAAAUAAUUAUCAGGAUCUAUAUUAUCCAUAUCGAACAUUUGAAAAUGCAGAAGCAAUUCGAUAUACUUACUGUUUACAUGCAGUAAACCAUAUUUUAAAAACAAGACUAAAAGUUAUUCAUCAUAAUGCUAGGUUGUCUAAGAAAGAUGAAGUACCUGAGGAAUUUCGAGAUCAAGGCUUAGUUAGGCCAAAGGUUCUUUUUAUUGUUCCAUUUAAAGAUGCAGCCUACAAAAUCAUCCGAUUGCUAAUAGAUCUCAUAUUACCAGAGGACAAAGGCAAUGUUAUGAAUAAAAAUAGGUUUUUGGCAGAUUAUACAGGAAACGAAUUGUACCUUCCCAAGAAAAAUCCAAAACCUGAGGACUAUGAACAGACUUUCCAAGGAAAUUCUAGUGAUGAGUUCAAAAUGGGCAUUACUGUUACAAAGAAAAGUCUCAAGCUGUAUGCAGACUUUUACUCAUCUGAUAUAAUAGUGGCAUCACCGUUGGGCUUACGAACCAUCAUUGGUGCCGAAGGAGAAACAGAAAGAGAUUAUGACUUUUUGGCCUCUAUCGAGUUGCUGAUCUUUGAUCAGACGGAAAUAUUUCUUAUGCAAAACUGGGAUCAUGUUUUACAUAUUAUGAACCAUAUUCAUUUGCAGCCAAAGGAAUCGCAUGGUACCGAUUUUUCCAGGUAUUGAAAGCGAUUUGAACACUCCAAAAUAUUUUCUUCGCUAUAUCUUGCAAACUUUUAAUUUGUCGUGUUCGUAUAUCCCUCUAUUUGCACCAGGCUUUUGGGAUUACAAAUAUUGUCACGUUUCCAAUGUAACAAGUAGCAGGCAAAUGUGCUGCAACAUGUUGCAGAAUGUCAGAAUGUCUGGUAAUCAUGCGACAUGUUGCAUGCACUACAAAUAUCUGACGCAAUUUAAUUAUGGACAAACAUACCUUAACAUCCAUUUGAUUUUUCAAGGGUGCGGAUCUGGAAUUUGAACGGUUGGUCAAAAUAUUAUAGACAGACAUUGAUAUUUUCGUCCUUGGUUCUGCCAGAAAUAAACGCGAUCUUCAACAAGCGGUGCUUGAACUAUGCAGGGAAAGUGAAAGUUAGCAACCCAGUUGAAUUCGGCAGCAUCCGGCAGGUCGCGGUGCAGUUGCCCCACGUAUUUCACCGGUUCGAAUGUCGGAACGCGGUGGACGGUAUCGAUGCAAGAUUCGAGUUCUUCAUCAACAAAAUCUUGCCUCACCACAGAGAAAGUCUGAUGAAACAGACACUCAUAUUUAUACCCAGCUAUUUCGAUUAUGUGCGGAUCAGGAAUUACUUCAAAAGGGAAUUUAUAGGGUUUGUGCAGAUAUGUGAAUACUCCAAGGAAGCCAAAGUUGCCAGAGCGAGAGAUAUGUUCUUCCACGGAGACGCUCAUUUCUUAUUAUACACAGAGAGGUUCCAUUUUUUCAACCGGAAACGUAUCAAAGGCAUUCGACAUCUGAUAUUCUACCAACCCCCAAUUUUCCCACAUUUCUAUUACGAAAUGUGCAACCUUAUGCAGGAGGGGAAUCAGAACAGAAAAAUUGGAAGCAACUCAAAUAUGUCCGUGACCGUUAUAUAUUCUAAAUAUGACGUGCAUCAGUUAUCAGCAAUCGUGGGCACGGAAAAGACUGCUAAAAUGGUACAGUCUGAGAGAAGUGUACACAUGAUGGUUACUGGAAAUGAUUAAGACUACCUCUUUUAUUGUUAUGUAUAUUCCAUGUAUGCCUAUGUCAAUAUAAUUUAUUUUUGUUACCUAUCUGUGUAUAUUUUAUUUGCUUGUACAGGGUGGCCGACGGGUUUAUGAAUGUAUUUAUCUUACUGUAAAUAACAAGUGAAAA
Acanthoscelides obtectus is the source of this 2830-nucleotide messenger RNA. The record is from the annotation of a GenBank genome assembly. NCBI's taxonomy places the organism in Eukaryota, Metazoa, Arthropoda, Insecta, Coleoptera, Chrysomelidae.